Messenger RNA from Vigna radiata var. radiata (mung bean), 905 nucleotides. RefSeq names its product calmodulin-like protein 11. Lineage: Eukaryota; Viridiplantae; Streptophyta; Magnoliopsida; Fabales; Fabaceae. The record is from RefSeq and is a predicted model, not a curated record. The transcript has 4 exons. Bases 109 to 567 code for a protein of 152 amino acids. Gene Ontology annotation, molecular function: enzyme regulator activity; calcium ion binding.
AUACAACUCUCUCUCUCUCUCUCUCUCUCUCUCUCUCUCUCUCUCUCUCUCUCUUCUCUCUAUCUCCCUUUCUCUUUUUCUUGUUCAAGUUUGAAAAACAAAUACACCAUGACUAUGACAGAUGUCUUGAGUGAAGAACAGAUUGUUGAUUUUAAGGAGGCUUUUGGGUUGUUUGACAAAGAUGGAGAUGGCUGCAUUACUGUGGAAGAACUGGCCACUGUCAUUCGGUCAUUGGAUCAGAACCCCACAGAAGAAGAGCUCCAAGAUAUGAUUAGUGAGGUCGAUGCAGAUGGCAAUGGAACCAUUGAAUUUGACGAGUUCCUGAGCUUGAUGGCCAAGAAAGUGAAAGACACUGAUGCAGAAGAAGAGCUCAAAGAGGCUUUCAAGGUUUUUGACAAAGAUCAAAAUGGCUAUAUAUCAGCUAGUGAGUUGAGACACGUAAUGAUCAACCUAGGAGAAAAACUGACUGAUGAGGAAGUGGAGCAGAUGAUUAAAGAAGCAGAUUUGGACGGUGAUGGCCAAGUUAACUAUGAUGAAUUUGUCAAGAUGAUGAUGACAGUUAGAUGAAGCAUUCACCUGAUUGAAUUGGACAAAUUAUUAUUAUUCAAAUUUCAUUGGCUUCCAAUCUUCCUCCCAGGAAAUAAUGUGUGGUUAUUAUUGUUUCUUUGUUGUAUUGUAUUGUAUUGUACUUAGCAAUGACCAAGUAGUAAAAUGGCUAGUCAACCCCCCAAUGGAUUUGAUCCAUUCCAACUCAAAAUUAAAUUAAUAUUCUUGUAAUUUUGGUUCAAUAUUUUCAGUGAUCCCAGGGUAAGAAAGCCUUAAUUGGUUCAUAUUUACCAUUAGAUAUGUAUGACUUUUACCAAGUGACAUAGGUCUCAGUUUAUAUCAAGUGGUAGUUUGUUGCA